Messenger RNA from Mycotypha africana, 1016 nucleotides. RefSeq names its product P-loop containing nucleoside triphosphate hydrolase protein. The transcript is spliced from 4 exons. The record is from RefSeq and is a predicted model, not a curated record. Gene Ontology annotation, cellular component: cytoplasm. Lineage: Eukaryota; Fungi; Mucoromycota; Mucoromycetes; Mucorales; Mycotyphaceae. Bases 160 to 933 code for a protein of 257 amino acids.
GUGUCAUUGAAUUUCAAUUUUGGGAUUUUCAACAGACAUCGGGGGCAUCGGGAAAGCCCCCCUUCUAUGGUAUUUCCAAAUUUAGAUGGACGGAGGACCUUGAAUUUUCUUUUUCAUAAACAAACAUGGUGCUUUUGAAUAUUGGUCUCAUUCAACUCCAUGUCGAAACCAAGAGUCAUCACCAUUGGGAUAAGUGGCCCAUCCUGUUCUGGUAAAACAACGUUAGCCUUGGCCUUACAGACAUUACUACCUCAGACUAGAGUCAUUCAUCAAGACGAUUUCUUCAAGCCAGAUGACCAAAUUCCUGUGGAUGAAGUGACAGGUCUAGCCAACUGGGACUCUCCUCAGGCCCUUGACUUUGACAAGUUGAAUCAAGACAUUAUGCAAGCCAGACUCGACCCUGUCGGUUACUUUACGAAAAAAGCCCAAGCCGAAAAACCAAAAACAAUGCAAAACAAUCACGAUGGAUCAGACACUCUUUCAUCAGAUGAUCUCGAGCAGCUGUCUACCCGUGCAUCGUUGACAGAAUGGAACCACUCUACCUUAUUUAUCAUUGUGGAAGGCUUUUUACUUUUCUGCGAUCCAAACGUAUCCUCUAAUUUAGACAUCAAGUUCUUUACUAUGGCCUCUAAAGAAGUGUUGAAGAAAAGACGUGAGAGUAGACAAGGGUAUGUGACCUUGCAAGGCUAUUGGGUGGAUCCUCCUGAUUACUUUGAUCAAGUGGUCUGGCCACAGUUUAUUCAAUGGCAACAUCAUUUAUUGACAGAGCAAGAAAAAAAAGCCUAUGGUGUUUCCAUGAGCGUGCGUCCGUCGGAUUCGCUGCUAGACAAAAACGAUUUGUAUCGAUUCAAUACGGAUAUUGAAUCCAUUAAAGAUAUUGUAGCCCACUCUUUAGACAUAAUAAAGCAAUGGAUGGGGGUAGAGCCUAUAUAAAGUGUGGAGAUGAGAUACACUAUUUUCACAAAUGAUUGGCGCGCAUUUGAGAAAUAAAAUGGCACACAUUUGAGACAAAACUU